Zophobas morio is the source of this 1207-nucleotide messenger RNA. RefSeq lists its product as uncharacterized. The transcript has 3 exons. The record is from RefSeq and is a predicted model, not a curated record. The coding region runs from base 1 to 873 and encodes 290 amino acids. NCBI's taxonomy places the organism in Eukaryota, Metazoa, Arthropoda, Insecta, Coleoptera, Tenebrionidae.
AUGGCGACGGCGACAGGCUGCUCGUCAGGUACUUCUAACUUCUCAGUCUGCAAAAAGUGCAAAUCAAAAGUAGUGACAGCCAUUAAGUGUGUGAACUGUAGUAAUGUAUAUCAUUCAAGUUGUGCUAAGUUGGUGCCGUCUGUAAGACAUGUGGAUGUUGAAAAUAAAAUCCUUGUUUGUUGCGACGCUGUCGCACUCAGCGCAGAUGAGGACGACGCUUUCUUUGAUGCCGUAAAUGCCAUAGCUGGACAAGAGAAAAAAAUAGAUGUUGCUAUAUUUAAUUACAUUGUGAAGCAAAAAGACAUUUUAAUUAAUGAACUGAGGGAACAAAUAAGAGCUCUUAGAGAAAGUGACGGUGCUAAAAAAGGUGAUAACAACAUAGAUAAUCAGGGUGCUCCAGCCUUGGAGAAGAGAGAUAUAAAACAUCAGUCUCUCCACAAAAACGUUAAGAAGAACAAACAAAAUGAUAGUGCAAAAACUUCGAAAUCAAUCAGUUUGAAUGUAAAUAAUAAUACUGACAUGAAUUCCGUCAACGAAUCAACCAAACCAGAUGAAAGAGGGCAAAAUGAUACAAGCGUGGUCCCUAAGCAGGACGAAUGGCAAACUAGCAAACACCGGAAUUCACGUAAGAGGCAACGGGUGAUAGUAGGCGAAAGUGAAGAAAACGCAAAUGGGGUGGCAACGCUACAGACCGUUCCGAAAUUCAUCGAUCUGCACGUGUACCGACUCCAUCCAUCUACGACAGAAGCGGACGUAAUCGGCUAUUUGAAACCGAUGUUCAAAGAAGUGCUGUGUGAGACCUUACCAUCAAAACAUCCUCUACAGUAUUCGUCUUUUAAGUGGAAGAAGAAGAAUCAGCCUACUCAGAAGUAAUUUUUGCUCCAGAAGUCAUGUUAUUAAAUGUUCAAAGUCUGAAUCCUAACAAGAGCCGACUUUUGGAGGUUGAACUUUCUAAAUGCAGGAGUGUAAAAAUUCUUUGUCUGACGGAAACAUGGUCAAAUUCGGCCUCGAUAAACAGUAAUAGUAUCGAUGAAUUUAAAUUGAUCGCAAUGAAGUUCAAUUAGAAAGAGAGGUUAAUAUUUUAAUGACGAAUCUCCAAUCCUGGUUUUCCACCAACAACAUUUAUAUAAACUCUGAAAAAACACAAGUUAUAAGAUUUCGUAAUCGCCAAAACACCUGUAAGUAUAUAGAUCUCAAAUGUUCAAAU